This is a messenger RNA of Sphaerodactylus townsendi, 735 nucleotides long. RefSeq names its product kinectin 1 (gene KTN1). The record is from RefSeq and is a predicted model, not a curated record. The transcript has 9 exons. Gene Ontology annotation, molecular function: kinesin binding. Gene Ontology annotation, biological process: microtubule-based movement. NCBI's taxonomy places the organism in Eukaryota, Metazoa, Chordata, Lepidosauria, Squamata, Sphaerodactylidae. The coding region runs from base 28 to 735 and encodes 235 amino acids.
CUGACCUGUCUGCAGAGUAGUGGGUGAAUGCCCACAGCUGGAUUUUCAAUAGGCAAAUUUUCGGAUGAAGCCGCAGAGGAACAGCUGUUUUCUUUCUCGUUUCAGGCUAAUAUGGAACUGUUGGAGCAAAUGGAAAGGAGUAUUACAGACAAGGAUGAUAAAAUCAAGACGGUUGAAAAUCUCCUUGAGACGGGACUCAUAGAGAUGGCAAAUAAGGAAGGCGAACUGAAGGUAUUAAGGAAGGAAAACGCAUCUUUGAAAAACGAAGUGUCAACUCUACAGAGGGCGCAAACAGAGCAGGGUUCCUUUGCGUCAUUAGUGGAAGAAUUGCAAAAAGUAAUCAGUGAAAAAGAUGGCAAGAUCAAGUCCGUGGAGGAGCUGCUGCAGGCCGAAGUCCUGAAAGUGACGACCAAGGAGAAGACAGUCCAGGCUUUGACACAGGAAGUAGAGGCUCUGAAAGAAGAUGUAGGGAAGGCCCAGCUUGAGAAGGACGCCCAGAUAUCGGUUGCACAAGAAGUCAAAGAUCUUCAGAGUCUGUUGAAAGGGAAAGAGGAGCAGAUGAGAAGCACGGAGCUGUUACUGAAAGAGAAGGAGAGGGAGAUGGCGAAGAUGGCCGAGCAGCUUCAGGCAGGAGUCCCCAGCCUCUUUGAGCCUAUGGGCAGCUUUGGAAUUCUGAUGGAGGGCGGAGGGCUCAGCCACAAAAUGGCCGCCACCAUGACGAUUCUUGUGCUGUAG